AUGUAUCUUUUUUGGUUGCUUUGUCUUCCUAAAGCAUUAUGUAUUUCAAUCUACUAUUCUUCACCUGAAGAAACCAACAGUGGUUCUAAAGUGGCUAAUGUGUUGAAGGAUUUGAAACUGGAAGAACAGGAAUUCAUUGAUCGCAGAGCCCAUCUCAUUUCUGAAAGCACUAAGCAGUAUUUCUCCCUUGAUAUUCAUACUGGGGAUAUAUUGAUAAAUGAUAAAGUAGACCGGGACAUUCUGUGUAGCCAGACAGAUCCUUGCAUACUUACAUCUCAAAUUGUGCUUGACAACCCUUUGGAAUCAUACAAUAUUGAAAUAGUAAUAGAAGACAUAAAUGACAAUGCUCCCAAAUUCUCUAAAAAUGAAUUUGAGAUAAAAAUUCCUGAGAAUAUUCCUACAAAUAUGGCACUUCCCUUAGAAUCUGCAGAUGAUAAGGAUCUAGGAGAAAACAGCAUCCAAAACUAUACACUCAGCACCAAUGAAUAUUUUUGGCUUCAUGUGCAAAGGAACAAAGACGGAAUUAACAAUGUGGAUCUUGUUCUAAAGAGAUCACUAGAUAGAGAAAAGGUGCCACAUCUCAAUAUCACCCUAAUGGCUGUUGAUGGUGGGGUACCACAGAACACAGGCACUGUUCAAAUUAACAUUGAUAUUCUGGACAUAAAUGAUAACCCUCCUCAAUUUUCCCAAUCUGAAUAUAAGGUAAAAAUAAAGGAAAACCUUCCUACAGGCACUGUGGUGGCUAAAGUGGAAGCUACAGAUCUUGAUUUGGGUUUAAAUGCACAAGUCACCUAUUCAUUCCAUAGAACACCUGAAAGAAUAAACAGUUUGUUCCUUUUAAAUGAAAGAUCUGGAGAAAUCACUCUUAGGGGACAGAUUGAUUAUGAAAAAGAAAGGAGUUAUAGCAUAAAUAUCAGAGCAACAGAUGGAGGAGGACUUUCGGGGCACUGCAAGAUACUUAUAGAGGUUGAAGAUGUCAAUGACAAUGCCCCAGAAGUGUCCAUUCUAUCUCUGACCAGCAGCUUAAAGGAGGAUUCGGCUUUGGAGAAGGUGGUGGCCCUCUUCAGUCUUAAAGACCAAGACUCUGGAGACAACAGCAAAAUGGUCUGCUCCAUAGAGAUGAAUCUCCCUUUUGUGUUGAAAGCCACCACAAACAACUUUUAUCAGCUUGUGCUCCAAAGUCCCCUAGAUAGAGAAAGAGUCUCUGAGUACAACAUCACUAUCACUGCCAUUGACUGGGGAUCUCCUAGGCUCACUUCAACAAGAUUGAUUAAUGUUCAGAUCUCUGAUGUCAAUGAUAAUCCUCCCCUUUUUGAAAAGUCUUCAUAUGACAUGCAGAUCAGGGAGAAUAAUAUUCCAGGCUUCCUCAUUGGCUCAGUCCACGCUCUGGAUCUGGACACAAUGCUGAAUGCUAAAGUGACUUACUUAGUUCUGCCUGGGAAGGGUGAUGGCCUGGUGACCCCUUACAUCUCAGUUAACUCUGAAACUGGAAACAUGUAUGCUCUCCGAUCCCUGGACUAUGAACAGAUAAGAGGCUUCAGUAUUACUGUGAGGGCAUCUGAUGGUGGUUCUCCUUCCUUGAGCUCAGAAGUGAUUGUUCGAAUCCACAUCAUAGAUGAGAACGACAACGCUCCCUUCUUCCUGUAUCCCCUUCAGAACAACACAUCCCCAUGCAAUGAGCUGCUUCCCAAGUCAGCCGAGGCUGGCUAUCUGAUCACCAAGGUGGUUGCAGUGGACGCAGAUUCUGGCCAAAACUCUUGGCUUUCCUAUGAAUUGCUGAAGGCCACAGAUCCAGCCCUUUUCAGCAUAGGAGUACAGAAUGGGGAAGUGAAAACGAGGAGAGCCCUGAAUGAGCGAGACACAAACAAGCAGAGGCUGGUGAUACUGGUCAGAGACAAUGGUCUCCCUCCACAGACCAGCACGGCAUUGCUUAAUGUUCUUCUUGUGGAUGGCUUUUCGGAUCCCUUCCUAAGGAGGGUGGAUGUCAGUGUACAAGAACCGGAAGAAGAUAAAACCUUGACCAAGUAUUUGGUGAUCUGCUUGGCUGCAGUCUCCUUUGUGUUCCUGGUCUGUAUUGUUGUGCUUAUUGUGGUCAAAGUGUUCAAGAAGGACCCCCAAAGCCAAUUUCCUACUACUCAUCCUCACUUCCCACCUGCCAAUUCUGAUAUUCCAGAAAACUGUGCUGAUCCACAGACCGGAUCUCUUUCAAAGACUUAUCAUUAUGAUGUUCGUUUGACUGGUGGAUCCUUAAGUAGCGAGUUCCAUUUUCUCAGGCCUCUCUUUCCAGUGUUUUCGGUGGGAGAUGUAAAUAUUCCUGGGUACCACAAGAAUUCUGGCUGUGAAGAUAUCUCUGAGCAGGGUGCAGAUAGCCAAUUACACUAACAAGGCAAAGUUCCUCUGUCUGAAGAUCCUGCUGCUAAAUCUGGAGGCCCAAGUUGUACUGUAAAUCAAGCAAUAGGUGCAAAUA
Pantherophis guttatus is the source of this 2467-nucleotide messenger RNA. The record is from RefSeq and is a predicted model, not a curated record. Lineage: Eukaryota; Metazoa; Chordata; Lepidosauria; Squamata; Colubridae.